AUUGUAGCGAAAGCAGAAACAGGAAGCGGUCACGUGACACCACCGUGGUUCUCUUAGGUAUACAAAACAAACCAUUUGGAGAAAUUGCCAAGCCGCUCGAGGUAACCAAUAGCUCUUUCCGGCUUUCUGCCCCACCCUCACGCAUGCCCAGCAGAAGCGUUCGCAGUGCUCUAGACACCGUCCGGGUGCCGGGCCGGAACCUGCGUGUAGCGGAACCUUAGGCUCUGAGCUCCAGGUUGCGGAAGGCGUGUUUGCCGUACGGCUUCCGGCAGGCUCUCAGCCCUCGUGUGGCGCUGUAGUUGAUAGCUAUGGCGCCUCGCUUGUUGCGUCGACAGACCCUGGAACGGUGUUUGAGGGAAGUCAGGAAAGCCACCAGCCGACCCGAGUGCUUCCUCACGAUUCAAAAUGGACUAGCAUCAAACUUUACUUCUCUAACAAAAGUUCUGUAUGAUUUUAAUAAAAUAUUAGAGAAUGGCCAAAUCUCUGGAAGUCCUUUACAAAAACUUGAGAUAAACAAUUUUGAUGAUGAACAAAUUUGGCAACAACUAGAAUUGCAAAAUGAACCAGUCUUACAAUAUUUCCAGAAUGCAGUUAGUGAAACAAUUGAGGAUGAAGAUAUCAGCCUUCUCCCAGAAAGUGAAGAAGAGGAGUGUGAAGAGGAUGCCUCAGAGAUGGAGGCUGACAGCCAGGAGAAUCUAGAGACAGAUUUGGAGGAGGAACAACUAACAGCCACAGAUGGUGAUGUUCCUAAAGGGAAGGAGAAAGCCGAAAGCUCAAGCAAAUCUGACCCAAGGAAGAGUCCAGAUUUCAGUGAUGAGGAUUCAGACCUUGACUUUGAUAUUGGCAAAUUGGAACAGCAGACCAAGAUGCAAAUCAAGCCAUCUGGAAAAACAAAAGAAAAGUCUGUAGUAGAUGAUAAAUUCUUCAAACUAUCUGAAAUGGAGAACUUUUUAGAAAAAAUGGAAAAAGAAGAGGAAAAAAAACCUGAUGAUGAAGAGGAGGAGGAAGAUAUUGACCUGUUUGAAGACAUUGAUUCGGAUGAAGGUGAGGGAGGGCUGUUUGGACAGCAGAAAAUUAAGUCAAAUAAAAGUUCUAGAAAUCUGAAAUAUAAGGACUUCUUUGAUCCAGUUGAAAGUGAUGGUGACUCAGCCAGUGUUGUUGAUGAUGAGCUAGAUUCAGACAAAGAAGAACUUGCUGAAGGAACGGAGGAAAGCAUGUUUGAAAUGGAUGAAGAUAAUGACCUGGAGGAUAAUGAGCAACAUAAAGAAGGCUUGAAAAGAGUGACCUUUGCUUUGCCAGAUGAUGAUGAGGCUGAAGAUACAAGUCCCUUAGCUGUAAAGCAGGAAUGUGAUGAAGUUAAAUCCUCUUUUGAAAAGAGACAGGAGAAGAUGAAUGAAAAAAUUGCAUCUUUGGAAAAAGAGUUGUUGGAACAAAAGCCUUGGCAGCUUCAAGGGGAAGUGACAGCACAGAAGCGGCCAGAGAACAGUCUGCUAGAAGAGACCCUCCACUUUGACCAUGCUGUCAGGAUGGCCCCUGUAAUUACAGAGGAAACUACCCUUCAGCUAGAAGAUAUCAUUAAACAGAGGAUACGAGAUCAGGCUUGGGAUGAUGUCGAACGAAAAGAAAAACCUAAAGAAGAUGCAUAUGAAUAUAAGAAGCGUCUGACGUUAGACCAUGAGAAGAGUAAGCUGAGCCUCGCUGAGAUUUAUGAGCAGGAAUAUAUCAAACUCAACCAGCAAAAAACAGAAGAAGAAGAAAAUCCAGAACAUGUAGAAAUUCAGAAGAUGAUGGAUUCUCUCUUCCUAAAAUUGGAUGCUCUGUCAAACUUUCACUUCAUCCCCAAACCGCCUGUUCCUGAAAUUAAAGUUGUAUCUAAUCUGCCAGCCAUAACCAUGGAGGAAGUGGCCCCAGUGAGUGUCAGUGAUGCAGCCCUUCUGGCCCCAGAGGAAAUUAAGGAGAAAAAUAAAGCUGGAGAUCUAAAAACAGAUGCUGAGAAAACAGCUACAGAUAAGAAACGAGAACGGAGGAAAAAGAAAUAUCAGAAGCGCUUGAAAAUAAAGGAAAAGGAGAAGCGGAGAAAAUUGCGUGAGAAGAGCAACCCAGAUCAGCCUGGGAAGUCCAGCAGAGCAGCAGCUUCAGAGAAACUGAAACAGUUGACCAAGUCAGGCAAAGUGUCAUUGUUAAAGGAUGAACGAAAAGAUAAGCCCUUAAAGUCAUCUCAAGCAUUCUUUUCUAAGUUGCAAGAUCAAGUAAAAAUGCAGAUUAACGAUGCAAAACAACCAGGAAAGAUAAAGAAGAAAAAGCAGGACAUUUCUGUUCAUAAAUUAAAGCUGUAAUAUAGUUGAGUUUAGUGUAUAAAUCUGUAAGUUUCUGUCAUUAUUUUGUUUUAUAAUAAAAUUCUCAAGACCUCUC
Psammomys obesus (fat sand rat) is the source of this 2412-nucleotide messenger RNA. It is a transcript of the gene Mphosph10, whose product is annotated as M-phase phosphoprotein 10. NCBI's taxonomy places the organism in Eukaryota, Metazoa, Chordata, Mammalia, Rodentia, Muridae. Gene Ontology annotation, cellular component: nucleus; small-subunit processome; sno(s)RNA-containing ribonucleoprotein complex. The record is from RefSeq and is a predicted model, not a curated record. The transcript has 11 exons. Gene Ontology annotation, biological process: rRNA processing. The coding region runs from base 309 to 2336 and encodes 675 amino acids.